Molecule: messenger RNA, 896 nt
Organism: Aspergillus pseudotamarii
Lineage: Eukaryota; Fungi; Ascomycota; Eurotiomycetes; Eurotiales; Aspergillaceae
Product: vacuolar protein sorting-associated protein 29
Exons: 4
Coding region: 125-724 (199 amino acids)
Biological process (GO): intracellular protein transport; retrograde transport, endosome to Golgi
Cellular component (GO): retromer complex; endosome
Source: RefSeq, a predicted model, not a curated record
GUAACCUUGACUACUAGUUCACUGGCGGUCCCCGUUAUCCUGUACACUUGCAGGUAACUACUUUGCCUCAUAACCACAGGUUUCUUUGGAAUGGGCUGUUGAGUUGCUAGUUCCUCUCUCCAGGAUGACGUCGCGUCUUGUUCUGGUCAUUGGUGACCUCUUUAUUCCUGAUAGAGCUCCGGAUCUUCCGGCUAAGUUUCGGAAACUCUUAACGCCAGGCAAGAUCGGCCAGAUUCUCUGUCUGGGCAACCUGACCGACCGAAGUACAUUUGAAUUCCUCCGUGGUAUCGCUCCCGAUCUGCAAUUGGUCAAAGGUGAUUUCGAUGUCGACUCUCCCAAUCUACCCCUCUCAAAAGUGGUGACCCACGGAAGCCUCCGUAUUGGUCUUACCCAUGGCCACACCAUCAUCCCGCCGGGUGACGCCGAAGCCCUGCUUAUCGCCGCACGUCAGAUGGAUGUUGAUAUAUUACUAUGGGGUGGUGCGCACCGCUUCGAUGCCUUUGAAAUGGAGGGAAGAUUCUUUAUCACCCCAGGAAGUGCAACGGGCGCUCUGAGUACCGGGUAUUGGCCCGAAGGAGAGGAACCAACACCGAGCUUUUGUCUGAUGGACAUUCAAGGUGACGUCCUUGUGUUGUAUGUCUACCAACUCAAGACAGACGCCAAUGGUGUUGAAACCGUCGCGGUCGAAAAGGUCUCGUUCCGCAAGAACUCCGUUCAAUCAUGAGUUAACGCUUCGUAAUAUUUGCUUGUAUAUAUGUCAUAGAAACAGCCACGAUCAUGACCUCCUAAUUGUAUGUGACUUGAAUUUACCUAGCUUUCCCCAACUGACCUACGCCUUGAAUUUGAUGAUGGAACGGAUUUUUCCGGACCCUUGUGAGUUGCCUGCAUUGGUUCCC